AUGCGUUCUAUAUUCUUGGGAUUGUUUAGCUAUGGGAUUGAUUGGUUUGGAGACCUGACUUCGGAGUUCAGACCCUCGCUACUUUCUGUUUUGCCAGCUACUGCAAAUAUUCUUCGCACGAUUGAAGGAGGUUCUGCAGAAAGAUUAGAUGAGGUGACACUGUUGUUGCCAGAGGCUUUUAUUACUGAGGCCUAUUUAUACCUCUACAACCAUGCUGAAGAAAAAAUAUUUGCACCUGUUGGUCCAGGUGGUUCAGGAAAAAGUAGUAGUCUUUCCAUCAAGGAUUCUAUCGCCCCAGUUUCAGCGGUUGCAGUUUUGGUUGGCGUGGAAGCUCUGCCAUUGUCCUUGGAUGGCAUACAUCACGAGUGGCAAAAUGGUAGGUGCCUAUGGGUCCUUCCGAUUGCCUUAGAGCAUGCGAUGUAUAGGUGA
Molecule: messenger RNA, 429 nt
Organism: Ilex paraguariensis (yerba mate)
Lineage: Eukaryota; Viridiplantae; Streptophyta; Magnoliopsida; Aquifoliales; Aquifoliaceae
Source: the annotation of a GenBank genome assembly